This is a messenger RNA of Paramecium pentaurelia, 1350 nucleotides long. Lineage: Eukaryota; Ciliophora; Oligohymenophorea; Peniculida; Parameciidae. The record is from the annotation of a GenBank genome assembly.
AUGAAAGAAAUAAUUACAAUUCAAGUUGGAUAAGGAGGAAUAUAGGUAGGAAAUGCAUGUUGGGAAUUAUUUUGUUUAGAGCAUUAAAUUUAGUCUAAUGGUUAGGUGAUCAAUUAACAAGUUAUUGAAAAAGAUGAUAAAUUGAGAACAUUUUUUUCAGAAUCCGAUCAUCAAAAAUUAGUUCCAAGAUCUUUGUUUGUAGAUUUAGAACCUACAUUAAUAGAUUAAGUGAAAACAGGUAAAUUUAAGGAAAUGUUAAGUCCAGAAUAAUUUGUUUCUGGGAAAGAGGGUACUGCAAAUAAUUUUGGAAGAGGUCACUAUUCGUAUGGCAAAGAAUAUGUUGAUAUAUGUUUGGAAAGAAUCAGAAAGCUUGCUGAUAAUUGUUCUUCAAUUUAAGGAUUUAUGAUGUUUAAUUCAGUUGGUGGAGGAACAGGUUCAGGUUUAGGUACAUUAUUAUUAGAAAAGUUAUCAGUUGAUUAUUGUAAAAAAUCUAGAUUAUGUAUAAAUAUUUAUCCAUCCUAAGAAACUUCUGUUUUUAUGGUUGAACCCUAUAAUUCUAUUUUUGCAACUUAAUCUUAAUUAGAAUAUACUGAUGUUUGUAUCACUAUGGAUAAUUAAGCAAUUUAUGAUAUUUGUAAGAAUAAACUUAAUAUUGAAACACCAAAAUAUUCUAAUUUGAAUAGGAUCAUAGCUCAAGUGAUUUCAUCUAUUACUUGUUCAAUGAGAUUUGAUGAAGGACUAUUUACUGACUUAACAGAAUUUUAAACUCGAUUAAUCCCCUAUCCCCAGCUCAAAUUUUUAAUUUGCUCUUAUGCUCCUAUAAUAUCCCGAUAAAAUAUAGACAAUGUGCAGCUUUCAACUGAUGAAAUUUCAAAGCUUGCUUUGGAUACAGCCAAUAUGAUGGCAAAAUGCGAUCCAAGAUAGAUGGAAUAUUUUUCAUGUUCUAUAUUAUUUAGAGGAGAUAAUAUUCCUAGAGAUGUUAGUCAUUCAAUUUAUGAAUUGAAAAAGCAACAAACCAUUAGAUUUGUUGAUUGGUGUCCAUCAGGCUUUUAAGUAGGAGUUGAUUACCGAGACAUAUACACCUUGCCAGAAGAGGAUUUAUAUAAUAAUUAACGAUCAGCAUGCGCGAUUGCAAAUACAACUGCAAUGUCAUAAUUCUUUUCAGAUUUAUGCUAAAAAUUUGAUUUAAUGUUUGCAAAAAGAGCUUUUGUGGAUUAGUUUGUAAAAGAGGGUAUGGAGGAAGCAUAAUUCGUAGAAGCAAGAGAAGCAUUAGCAAAUUUAUAAAAUGAUUAUUAAGAAGCAUGUGUAGGGAUAUUUGAAAAUGAUUAAGAAGAAAAUACAACUCUAUGA